Molecule: messenger RNA, 304 nt
Organism: Paramecium pentaurelia
Lineage: Eukaryota; Ciliophora; Oligohymenophorea; Peniculida; Parameciidae
Source: the annotation of a GenBank genome assembly
AUGUCUGAUUCUGAUGAUAGUGUUACGGAAUUACAAGAGGAAUCUGAUAAAGCAGAAGUCAUCCAAUACUUUAGUACUAAUUAUGCCAAAGUUGUUUCGAAUUUUCAAUAGUACUAUGAGACAAGAAAUCAUAUGUCCUCAUUAGUAAUGAAAAUGAAUGCAUUCGAAAAUAAAAUAGAUGUAAUUACUAUUAAUGCAUUCAGAAAGUCAAGAAAAGCAACCUCUAUGAUAUACGUGAAAUUAGCAACAAAACAAACCUCAUUAUUAAUCUUACCAAGUUGUAAAACAUGCUACUAUAAAUGAA